CGGUGCCCAGCCUGCUGUCGGACCGGAGGGGAGCCUGCCCUCCCUUGAACUUCAAGCCCCGGUUUGCAGUGAUCCCGGAGUGUCCUCCUCCCUGUGUGAGCUGUGUAGGUGCCUACGUUGGUUCGCCGAGGCCCCUCCACGGCGGUGCACGGGCUGGGCCAGGCCGGGCAGCCAUGGCUGACGAGAAGACCUUCCGCAUCGGCUUCAUCGUGCUGGGGCUCUUCCUGCUGGCCCUCGGCACGUUCCUCAUGAGCCACGACCGGCCCCAGAUCUACGGCACCUUCUACGCCAUGGGCGGCGUCAUGGUGAUCGGGGGCGUCCUCUGGACCAUGUGCCAGUGCUACCCCAAGGUCACCUUCAUACCCGCAGAUGCCGACUUCCAAGCCAUCCUGUCCCCGAAGGCGCUGGGCCUGCUGGAGAAUGGGUUCGCCGCCGAGAGGAAGAGCCCGGGCCCCCAGCCCCCCUACGCCAGGCUGUGGGAGGAAGCCGCCUAUGACCAGAGCCUGCCUGACUUUAGCCACAUCCAGAUGAAGGUCCUGGGCUGCAGUGAAGACCCUCGCCCCCUGCUGGCCCCCAAGCAGGGACAGCUGCAGCUGGGAGCCAGUGAUAGAGGAGAAGGUGGCCCUCGUGACACUCAGGCCUGGACGGAGGCCGCUGUGGUCAUCCACAGGGGCUCGGACGAGGACAAGGGAGAAAGAAGCCCAACUCAGAGCAGGCCCAGCCCCCCGGCCUGUCCCCAGGGCCCUGCACCCUUGGCUUCCUUCCCGGAUGAUCUGGACAUGGGCUCCAGUGAGGGCAGCAGCCCCAACCCAUCUCUGCCUGAGGGGGAGAAGCCUCGGCCCCCACCCCAGGAGCCCUGGGCCUGCAGGUGCCGGCUGGACCGCUUCCACGACUUCGCCCUGAUUGACGCCCCCACGUCGGAGGACGGGCCUCCAGAGGGCCAGUGGCGGGAGGCAGCCCGGUCCAGCUCCUGGCAGCGGUCCCCGAGGACAAAGGAGGAGGAGGAGGAGGAGGCUUCGCACACAGGCGCAGAGGAGCCUGAGCGGGAAGAGGAAGAUUUGUACUAUGGGCUGCCGGACGGUGCCGGGGACCCCCUCCCGGACAAGGAAGUGGGCUUUGAGCCCGACGCCCAGGGCUGAGAUGGAACUGCUCCCUGGGUUCUAACCUGGCGCCACUGCUAACCCCUGUGUGACCUCACAGGGCCUCAAUUUC
Ceratotherium simum simum (southern white rhinoceros) is the source of this 1212-nucleotide messenger RNA. NCBI's taxonomy places the organism in Eukaryota, Metazoa, Chordata, Mammalia, Perissodactyla, Rhinocerotidae. The record is from RefSeq and is a predicted model, not a curated record.